This is a messenger RNA of Xenia sp. Carnegie-2017, 1719 nucleotides long. RefSeq names its product renin receptor-like. Gene Ontology annotation, cellular component: external side of plasma membrane; membrane. The transcript has 16 exons. The coding region runs from base 538 to 1350 and encodes 270 amino acids. Gene Ontology annotation, molecular function: signaling receptor activity. The record is from RefSeq and is a predicted model, not a curated record. NCBI's taxonomy places the organism in Eukaryota, Metazoa, Cnidaria, Anthozoa, Malacalcyonacea, Xeniidae.
ACUCGGUUCACUUUCGAGAACUAAGAUGGCUACUUCACAGCAAAGACAUAUCGUAACUGCGAUGGUUUUCUUCCUAUAUUUCAUGUUAAAUGUCUUCUUAGGUUUAGUUACAUCAAGCAGUAGUAACUGGAAUGAUCCAGCAAUGAUUUCAAACAUUGACGUUGGUAAUAUAACUUUCGUUAACGUUCCAAAAUCCAUAUCGCUGCGACCUACUGCUGAUAAAAAUAUAAAAGUUGAAGAUGUUCCCCAAGUAAUUACGUUAGCUUUAGGUUUCUCAUCCUUACAGACUGUACAGUGGAAUGGUUUGUCUGCAGGAAAUCUAUUUGAGCAUCCAAAGGCAACGUUUUGUUUAUCAUUGAAUAUUUUCGUAAAGAGACUUAUUUCUCGUUCACUGAAGAAUCGUCAACUUUCACUGUUCUUAAGAAUAAAGAAAACUCAAUCGUUGAUAUUUUCCGUUUAUCUUCAAAGCAAAAUUUUGCUACGCACAUAUCAAAUGUGUUAAAGAAUAAACCUCUUGUUACAUCAUUCUCUGCAGAUAUGCUGCUUGCUCGCGCAGCUGCUGCAUCAGGAAACAACGCGUACACCAUCAAGUGGGAACCUCAGGAACAAUCAUUUCAAGAUGAUUCAAAAACGUUUGAUCUUACACAAGACAAGAUAAUGAAGAUGUUUGAAUCUGCCGACUUUGGAAAAGGUGUGAAAUAUCACGUUGAAGACAAAAUGUUUUGUGUCACACAAACCAAAAAGAAAGAAGUUUUUUUUGAUAUGAACAUCAAGGAUGAUUUCCUCUUCUUUGCGGAGAUGCAAACACUAUUUUACCUUUACGAGAAGGUUAAAACUUUUAAUGAAUUAAUUCACGACGAGUAUGUAGAUCUAUUUACUUUCGGUGUAUCAACCAUAAAGGGGAUUUCUCAACGAUACGGAAGUAAUUCACCUAAAGUUGACGCCGCAUUUUAUGUGCUCAAAAACACCAUUCCGAAGGUUAGUCAAUUAUUUAAUGAUCUCUAUAAUGGUGAAGCAUUAGUCGAGAUUGUUGGCUGGAGAGAAAAAAGAAAUCAAGAUGAAAGUCCCUCUCCACAGCUUAUCAAUGGUGUAAAUAAUGAUCGUGAUGGAACUAUUCGUUUUAAACGGGACACAUUAUUGAAAAAUGAUGCCCGCAAGAACGAUAAAAAUCAUGCCUCAUGUAAUGAUGUUUACAACGAGGAAUUUCCGACAAUUUUCAAUAUUUCCCUUUGGUUGAUGAUAAUUCUCGUGUUAACCGUUUAUGCUGUUUCUAUUGUCAUGUGGUACAUGGAUCCUGGUCGUGACAGCAUCAUAUACCGUGUUACAAGUCAACAUAUCAAAUCAGAAUAAUGCUUGACGUUUCAAUAUAUUUAUGAUCCCAAUAUUUUUGUCGUAUGAAAAAGUGUUAAUUUAAAUGUUUGAAAUGUCGUGUUGCUUGCUUCACAAUAUCACACUCCCAUACUAUUACUCUAUGUUUUCCACUAACAAACACUUUAAUUUAUUUUUUGCAUGUUCAACCUUAAUUAAAGCCUUUUAAUGUGUAAUUUAUACGCAAGCUCAGUUUGUCUAAACUGAAACCUUUAAAAAUCACUGGUUAAUGCUGCACUAAUUUAUACAAUAAAAAAAUUAAUCCUUUAAUUCAUAAAAUUUCAUAAAAUAGACGAAUGUGACAAUUAUUUCAAUAAUGCUCAAUUAUGAUAUCUGUUAACAGUUAUUGUA